Messenger RNA from Peromyscus eremicus (cactus mouse), 1799 nucleotides. RefSeq names its product G protein-coupled receptor 35 (gene Gpr35). The transcript has a single exon. The record is from RefSeq and is a predicted model, not a curated record. Gene Ontology annotation, cellular component: membrane. Gene Ontology annotation, molecular function: G protein-coupled receptor activity. Gene Ontology annotation, biological process: positive regulation of Rho protein signal transduction; phospholipase C-activating G protein-coupled receptor signaling pathway. Bases 309 to 1226 code for a protein of 305 amino acids. Lineage: Eukaryota; Metazoa; Chordata; Mammalia; Rodentia; Cricetidae.
AGAGAUGGAGGAGUCAUCUGUCUCUAGCUUUGGGCUGCUCACUGCAAUAUUAGGUCUUCCUACAUCUCUGGAGUCUUUGGUUUCCCUACCUGUCCAGUGAGAAAAGGUUAGGCCUCGAGGGUGACUUUGAGAUUUUUACAGUUUCUCUGGUUUCUUUGGAAAGGGGAGUUUCACAGUGUGGUGCACGCUUGCUCCAGAAUUCCUGUACCGAGGUGGGUAGGCCUUGGGACAGGGAUAGGGCCUUACCCCAGGGCUCCUCCUUCUACCUACCCUCACUGACUUUCUGACCCUCCUGCAGCCCCAGGACCAUGAAUGCAACUUGCAACAGCAGCAGCACGUGGCCUGAUUCGAUCACCUACAUCUUCACCACCUACUCAGCCUUGCUGCUGGUGCUGGGCCUGCUGCUCAACGGCCUGGCACUCUGGGUAUUCUGCUCUCGCAUGCACCAGUGGACAGAGACCCGCGUCUAUAUGACCAACCUGGCUGUGGCUGACCUCUGCCUGCUCUGUUCCUUGCCAUUCAUGCUGUACUCCCUGAAAGACACUUCGGACACACCAAUCUGUCAGCUCUCACAGGGUAUCUACCUGGUCAAUAGGUACAUGAGCAUAAGCUUGAUCACGGCCAUUGCUGUGGACCGCUAUGUGGCAGUGCGGCAUCCGAUACGUGCCCGUGAGCUGCGGUCCCCACGACAGGCUGCCGCAGUAUGUGUGACCCUCUGGGUGGUAGUGGUCAUCUCCUUGGUAGUGCGCUGGCGCCUGGGGCUGCAGGAGGGUGGUUUCUGCUUCAGGAACCACAGCCGGCAAAACUCCGGCACCAUUGCUUUCUCGCUGUUGGGCUUCUACCUGCCACUGGCCAUAGUGGUCUUCUGCUCUUUGCAGGUUGUGACUGCCCUGGCGCAGAGGCCAACCACUGAUGUAGUGCAGGCAGAGGCCACCCGCAAGGCCACCCACAUGGUCUGGGCCAAUUUGGUUGUGUUUCUCUUCUGCUUCCUACCGCUGCACGUGGUCCUGACCGUGCAGUUCUCCAUGGGCCCGAACACCUGUGCUGCCCGUUAUACCUUCAGACGCGCCCUGUCCAUCACAAGCAGACUCUCAGAUGCCAACUGCUGCCUGGACGCCAUCUGUUACUACUACAUGGCCAAGGAGUUCCAAGAUGCAUCCAUGUCAGCCAUGUCCUCCAAUACACCCCACAAGAGCCAAGAUUCUCAGAGCUUGACUCUCACCUAGAAGUGAGCAUGUGACACGAACCAGAGGAACCUGUGAUAUUAGCAAGGAGCCCGCAAAUCUGCCUGAACAUGAUGUGGAUUUUGAACACUCUAGGAAGCUCAGGUGGCCUGGAGAGGCUGUAUCUGCUCCCUGGAAGGGACCAGAGGACUGAGACUCUUAAAGACCAACUCGAAGGACCCUGGAACAAGACCACAUACUUGCCACUCCAGAUCUAGAACCCCUGAGGCACCAGAAUGGGGCCUUGGUGGCCAGCCACUGGGUUUAGAAUAGAGAUCUGUCCUGGAGAUGGUCCUGGAAGGGCCCUCGGUGUCACCCAGAUGCAAGUGGUGAGAGGCUAAGAAGGAACGUAGAGCUUGGAGAGCCAGGAGACAUCUGAGAAGACUCUCCAAUGGCUGCUUCCUUGAGGGACCGCCAGACUUCACACCUCCUAUAUGGUUAGGGAGAGGGCAGUAGCUGUGGUCUGGAAGGCUGUCUUCUACGGCACAUGGCUGUCGAUGUUGCUCUGUAUUCAGAGGGGGUUCCAGCUCAGGAGACCCAAUGGUCAUAAAGCUAUGUUCAACAGUAACACACUGC